This is a messenger RNA of Thunnus maccoyii (southern bluefin tuna), 7250 nucleotides long. It is a transcript of the gene tmem151ba, whose product is annotated as transmembrane protein 151Ba. Bases 1417 to 2943 code for a protein of 508 amino acids. NCBI's taxonomy places the organism in Eukaryota, Metazoa, Chordata, Actinopteri, Scombriformes, Scombridae. The record is from RefSeq and is a predicted model, not a curated record. The transcript is spliced from 2 exons.
UCUUACUGCAAGUCAGUUGACAGUUUACAAUUUUGAAGAGGAUAAUGGCAUGAAGAAUUAUGUCUGUGACAAAAUGGAAACAUGAAAAAUGUAAAAUAAAACGAAUACAGCAAAUAAUCAGAGUUCAAGUGGAAAGAAUGAAGCACACAAAAUGCUCCAAAUACAGAAUGUAAACAACAUGGUGGUAGGCUUUGUAUGAAUUUCAUUGUUAUGGUUAUUUUACAUUAAGAUCAGUGCACCCUUGAAUUCCCAUCACCAAUAACAUAAAUAUUACUAAAAGAAAAACAUACUUCCACUUUCAACUUUCAGUACUUGAAUAUUGUAUAACCCGGAUGAUGUACAGUUUUUAAGUCAAUCAACCAAACAUGAAAGAAAGAGUCAGGCUCAAACAUUUUCUCUGUAUUCUCAUUGUAAAUUAUUGAGUGCUUACAAUAUAAAAUGUGUUAAUUCUUUGUCUCAAUGCAAUUUCCAUAGCAACAAUACACAAAUAAUGGCCUUAAAACAUUAUUAAGUUUAUUCUGGAUCUUGUCUACUGAGUAUCAUCUGGUCACAUAAAGUUUAUCCAACAAUUCUGAACAUGUUAAACAUCACAAGCUUAACAACAUUGUUGCAGGCCUACUCCUACCUGUAUAGUGUGUCUGUGGUGCUUAAUAGUGAAUUUACUGUGGAGUUUUAAUCUAUAUUGGCUUAUUUUCCUGUAAGGUUAUGAUGUUAAAUUUCUGCACUAACCCGCCAUCUUUAUCAUAAGACACUACUGUAUAUUUCUACUUUUAACACCUUUGAAAAUGGGUAUAAUCAUGAUUGGACCACACAGGCAAGAUCAUGCAGCUAAUAGGAUGCAGGGGGUGGGUUCUUCUGUGCAGCACCGCCUCUCUGUGUGUUGUUCUGAUACUUGAACAGGGAUGUGUGUGUGUGUGUGUGUGUGUGUGUGUGCGUGUGUGUGUGUGUGUGUAUGCGUGUGUGUUAUUUACAUCGUGGUGUCUGGGUGGCUGCUCACACGUGCCGCUGCCUGCCUCCUUUGUCCUGUUCACAGCUCCACUUGCUGCCAUGGGCACUGCCUGCAGACAGAACUGACUGUCGCCUUUGCCAUUUCCUAACAUUGCAUCUCUUGCAGCAGCAGCAGCAGCAGCAGCAAUCAUCAGCAUCUAGUCAUUGCAUCGCGGGAGGAGUCUCAGUCUAUUUCUUGCGCGUUUUUUCCGAGGCACAAUGACCGGAUUCCCGCAGGCUGUACCCAGCGACGAAAGCCCACCUGGAAGAUGCUGGGAUCAUGCAUCUUUUGACUAUUUCCGUUCGGCUGCAUUGGUUUCCUUUGGAUGAUGCCCACAAGGGUUCUCGGAGUGUUUAUGUUUCACCCUGACUUGGAAAACCCCCAUCCCAUCAGGAGAUCCAUGCACCGGUUUUUGCACCGUUGUCAUCAUGUCCCCAGCAUCGGCUGCAACGGCCAGUGAGAGCAGCACCACCACUGUCCCCGAAGAGGAGCCGGACAGCCCCCGAGAGGAGCAGCGGCCCCAGAAACAGUCCCUGAUUAAAGCCUUAUGUCAGGAAACCCACUGGAAAUGCCUGCUGCUGUCCCUGCUGAUGUACGGCUGCGUCGGAGUCAUGGCCUGGUGCCAGGUGACCAAGGUCACACACCUCUCCUUCGACAGCGCUUACAAGGGAAAGUCUAUGAUGUACCACGACAGUCCCUGCUCCAAUGGCUACAUCUACAUCCCUCUGGCCUUCCUGGUCAUGCUCUACGUGGUCUACCUGGUGGAGUGUUGGCACUGCUACACCAGGAACGAGCUGCAGUACAAGGUAGAUCUGGAGACAGUGGCGGAGUGCAACCAGCGGAUGCGGCAGGCUACUCCCUGCAUCUGGUGGAAAGCCAUCAGCUACCACUAUGUCAGGAGGACGCGGCAAGUGACACGCUAUCGCAAUGGAGAUGCCUACACCACCACGCAGGUCUACCAUGAGAGAGUCAACACCCAUGUUGCUGAGGCGGAGUUUGACUAUGGGAACUGUGGGGUUAAGGACAUCUCAAAGCACCUUCUGGGCCUGGAAGGCUUCCCUAUCACCAGGGUGAGGUUCACUAAGUGCUUUAGCUUUGCUAAUGUGGAGUCUGAAAACUCCUACCUGACCCAGCGGGCCAGGUUCUUUACAGAGAAUGAAGGCCAGGAUGACUACAUGGAGGCCCGUGAGGGGAUGCACCUGAAGAAUGUAGACUUUAAGGAAUAUAUGAUUGCCUUUUCUGACCCUAAUCACCUUCCCUGGUACGCAUCCAACUCCACUUUCUGGGCAGCAGCUGCUUUAACCCUCUCCUGGCCUCUGCGGGUGCUGACAGAGUACCGCACUGCCUGUGUCCACUACCAUGUGGAGAAGCUGUUUGGCUUCGACUAUGUGCCCGUAACGCCAUCUGAGGAGCGGCCGUAUUGCCGACACAUCCCACGAGUCAACACAAUCGAUAGCACAGAGCUGGAGUGGCACAUCCGCUCCAACCAACAGCUGGUUCCCAGCUAUUCAGAGGCAGUUCUCAUGGACCUGGCCCAGCUCUCAGGGAGCUGUAAUAGUUACUCCGUAUGUGGUGGCUACGGUAGUUACAGGCAGAACUGUGAACGCUGCCACCGUGCCAUCAGCAGCUCCUCCAUCUUCUCCCGCAGCGCCCUCAGCAUCUGCAACACGGGGAGCCCCCGCAUCCCCUUCAGCGCCAGUCGCUUCUCACUAGGUCGGCUGUACGGCUCCAGGCGGAGCUGCUUGUGGAGGAGCAGCGGGAGCCUGAAUGAGCCCUCCUGCCCCACAGAGAGCACGCGCUGUCUGUCAGGCCAGCAGACCAGCGAGGAGAACCCUCCAGCCUAUCAGGACGCGCUGUACUUCCCAGUGCUCAUUGUACAUCGCAACGAAGGCUGCCUCAACCACGACCAUCGCUCCCUGCACAGAAACGGCUCCUGCGUGGAGACGUCUCUAUGACCCAUUGCUGGCAGACAAUACAAUAUAAUGACACAGUAAUUGGCUGAGAAACCUCUUUACAAAAGGGUUGGGCUAACAUGGAAUUUUGCUUGUCCCUUUUACAACUCAGUAACCUAUAAGAGAGACACACAGUAUGUCUGGGAAAGUCUUUACACUGUAAGUCAGGGAAUAACAGACCUGAUGCUCUUGAUAAGACUGUUGUUUAAAAUACAUUGUGGCUUCAAAGGACCAUCCUGCCAAAGUGUCACGUACUGUCCUACAGCAUCGACUGUAUAGUAAAGACAAGAGUCGAAUAACCAAGUAAUACCAGGGGGAAUCACAUCCUACUGUAAAUGCCAUAUUUAUAGAUCUUAGUCACUGUCAAUCUGCAAGGACAUGAGUAACACUUUCUCAUAUUUGAAGUCUAAAAUAGGUUUUGACUCAGUGGCAGCCUAUGAAAAUCCCAACAAAGGAAGAGAUAUGAGAAUUAAUGGAUGUCUGAAUGAAAAAUGAAAUACUGAAAAAACCCCACAGACUUACACAUCAUGUGAGUCAUAUGAGUUGGGUGAAUCAUGAGGGAAAAUAUAAAAUAUAAGUCUCCUUGUCAAAGCAUAAUUAACAAGACUAAACUGUUAAAGACCUGUCUUACAGCUCUCAUGAAGUGACAUGAACUUCAAAUCUAAAAUAUAAACAUCUGCAUGUGAAACGUUUUGAUGCUGGGUUAUUUAAAUCAUGCUCAUGGAACACCAUUAAAAAAGGGAAUACUAUUCCUUCGUAUAAAAAUAAACGUCUGAUGCAGAUGUUGAAAUAUCAAGUUCGCUGAAUUUGGCUUGGUUGCAAUGACAUUAUACUUCCUGGCUUUCUAAAUAUAGCAACACAGUCGAUGAAUAAUUUAGCACAGGAGGGCUAAAGGACACGAGAACAUCAAACUGAAUCACCAACACCUCUUCAAACGGUUUCUUAAUUACAAACUGUACAUUUUGUAUAAUUCACAGCCACAUAAUAAAAAGUCCCAUUAUAUUAACAGAUCAGUGUCAACUCAAGUAGUUUAAAAUCUCAAAGAUCCAUUUAAGUUCAUAUUUGGCAAUAUUUUUAUUCAGCCUACCUCUUUAUUUAAGUGCCUAGCAAUCAACUGUUACUGACAAGCAUAAGCUACCAUUUCUUAAGUCAUCUCAUCUCUUCCCAUCAAAAAAAGUGGAAUUUACACUCAAAAUGGCACGUGGUAUACAAUCCAUCAUAGGAGGGAGAUGUUGUAUUACCUGAUGGUGAUGUCAUUGUCAGGUCUUUUGUUGUUUAAACCACAGAAAGGUUUUAAGAAUCAUGUUUUUUGGAUGACUUUUCUUCAUAAUGUAACACAGCUCUUGUGUAGCCGGCUGCCGCUGCUGAUGCAUAUCAGAGAGACAGCCUGGCCAUCAAAGACGCUGAAAAUAGGCAGAGGCCUGGAUUCACUACUGAUAGUGUCAGAUUUAAUAAUAUAACAGGAUUACUUUAAGGAACUAAAAGAAAAAAAAAAAAAACUUCUUCUCAACUGAGUGCAUGCACUAUCUUAGUCAUGGUGAAUUUUGUUAAACAGCCCAGCAGUGCACAACAAAAAAUGUUUAAGGGAAACAAUGAUGAAAAUCAGGCAUGCUAGAACUUUUGAAAGAGAUAUUAUGUAGGAAAUAGCUUCCAAAAUGUACCAAUUCAGCCUGUUUUAACUGUAUAAUCCCACAGCACAACUCAUCACUCAAAGUGUGCUUUAUUUCUGACAUUCCCUCAGCAUUUAUGAAUAGUCUUGGAGCUAUCUUAAGAGAUGAAAAUAAGCACAGAGCUCAUUCAAGAAGAUGACGUUAUUAAUUUACAAACCAGCCUUCAUCUCACGAGACCUGCAGUGAAAAAUAAACUGGCAGAUCAGACUGUGGCGGAUCAUUUUCUGCCAUUAAAAGCAUUGAAAUUCCCGUUAAUAUCAGAAUCUUGCCUGCGGUCAGACAUUUUUCGUGUUAUUUUCUGUUAUGACUUGUUUUCACAGUGAUGUGACCAAUUAGCCAUACUCAUUACAUUCCAUGUGUUUAGUCAAGUCUGGAGUUGUGGACUAUCUAUAUAGCAAUACUGAAGAAUACGUUGGAAAUAGUAGAAGUAAGUGAGACAUGAUAAAAAAAAUACAGAUGCUAUCAAACCUCACAUUUCAUUCAACAAAUAACAAAACAUCCUGGGAACUGUUUGAACCUGUUUUCACAGCUCACAGGUCAUCUAUGCAAGCCCCUUAAACUCAGGAUAGUAUUCAGGGCAAGGACUCUUGCUUGUAACAACAUCCUCCUUCCUGGUCCUCUGUCCUUUCACUCUAACUCAUGCUACAUUUUAGGACGCAGUUAUGCAGGCAUCUCAUUUUGCCUUUUAAAGGAUCAGCUGCAUAAUAACCGGAUCAUUUUCAAAUGAGGGGUUUGCAACCACAGGAUGUUGAACCAAACGGUCAUAACUCUAUUAAUGUCCCCAUUCCAGAUAAUGGAGGGAAAGAUACAGAAGCAGGUCAGAUAUGACUGAGAAAUGUUUGAUAUCUGAUCCUCAAGUUCCUCUCCAUGUUGUUGCACUAGUUACUUGUGAAUCUAUUACUAGUGAUUGACUAAAUUGGGUUGCACAAUUAAAUCUUAAGGAAUGUUUAGCUUGCAAAGACCUUAGUAAUGUGGACAUUUUGUUUGUGGAAACAUCUGUAGCACCUACCAAGCAAUAUAGUUAAGUUAACUGACAAUCCUUUGUGCAUGUAAGUAGGACUAUUUUGUGUGGUACAACCCGUUUCAAUUCAAUUUCAAUGCAUAAAACUCCACUUAUUAAACACUUGCAAUAUAACUAGGCCAAGUUUUUACUUACACACAGCUGGUUCAACUUGUUCCAGGUUCUGGUGUUCAUGACACCUAAAGGUAACCUGUGGAGUUUUUGACCACUAGUAGCGCUAUGGAGCAGUGUUUUUUUGAGUGGGCCCCCAUUUUGAUUGUUGUCAGCCACGCACAUGAGCAUCUAUGUGGCGCAAUACACGUCUUCACACUAUUCCACUGACACGAUUAUGGUGAUAAUGUGCCAACAAAGGCAGGGAAGAAGAAGACCGCUAGCAAGUAAACAUGGAUGUAAACAAUGCAGCCUUUUCAAAAUUUUACAAGUGUUUGAAGAGGGAGGAAAUGCAUUCAACAUGUUUGUCAGACCUCAAGGAUACACACAGUGGGUUGUGGUGAGUAACACUAUAUACAAACAGAAACUCCACAGGGUACCUUUAAGUACUGAGAUCUCUCGAAGAAUGUUUGUGGUUUAAUGGUGGUACACUACGCAUUUCAAAAAAACCCAAAACAUUUUAGCGAGAUGGAACUGCAUUUUUUCAAAUAGCGGGAAACCAAAUGAGACGCAGGGAUUGAAAUUCCCCCAUUAAUUCAAUUUCUUUAGUCUGUGUUAUGAUUCAGAGUCAUGAAGGGCUGGAUCAUAUCCCAGCGUGCAGUGGGCUUACGUGUCCUUGUACUGUCCUGUGGGGAUAAGAACUAACAGGAAACUACAAGAAGAAUGUGUAUUCAAAUGUGCUGAAAUGUCUAUUUACAAGAGGAGGAGGUGCCAGAUGAAGAAAUUUUGGAUUUUAGUCACUUAGUUACAUAUUGAAGUCAUCACAUAAUUUCAUUCAUGAUAAGCCAACAAGCCUCUCAGAUGGCUUCACUGUGAUAUUCAUACAAGUGUAAGAAUAGAAAAAUGUGUUUACCAGUGCAAUGUUUACGUAACAACAGUGACAAAAAAUCUGUUUUGGAUAUAGAGUUUUUGAGGCUAAUACCAAUAUCGAUGUUUGUCUAGUUUCAAACCUACUUUGGCAUUUCUGUGCUGCAAUUUCUUGUUACUUAUCAGCCACCAUAUACAUCAACAUCUGCAAUAAGCUACCAAUGUAUCCUGGCUGAUUUAUGGGUCUAGCUCUAAUUUGGUGUAUUCAAAGCGUUUAUAAAUAUGACUGAAAGGUUCAUGACUAGAUCUUUUUCCUCCAUAGACGACUGUUAACAUAAAGGCUUUUGUCAUGCAAAGCACUGAACCCUUUAUCAUGUGUAUUAAGUAGAUUAGGUUGUUAUAAUAUGUACUCUUUCACUCAAGAAUGCUCUGGGGCUCGUCUUUUUAUAUUUAAAAUAAAGUUGUGGAUUUUCAGGACUGUAAGGCAGAAAGGAUUUGUACUGUAAAUAAAAUAGAGAUGAGAGUGUAGAAUGAUUGUCAAUGUGGAUCUUGUGUUUAGAUUAAUGUGUCACACACACUUAAAGGUAACUGGAGCAGGGACAUUUUUUGAUGUGCAGAUGUAAAAUGAGUGAGUUAAGUCGCGAACAGAAAUACAGUCUGUC